UGCGCAUGCGCACUCGGCCUGUUCAAAACUGCGUCAACUUCAGAUUUUGACAGCUAAACUUUCUAAAGAUUUGGGAAGUUUUAGGACAUGAGCGAAGAUGGAUGAGGACGAUGCAUUCGAGGUCCCGCAGAGGAACGAGUACCGCUACCUGGUGCAGGAGGACGAGGAGGAGGAGGUGCAGUACGUCCGGCACCGGCACUACAUCAGCCCCUUCCUGGUUCUGUCCAAACGCUGCAUCUUCCUGAUCUGCCUCGGCGUGGCCGCCCUGCUGGCGCUCGCCGCCUACCUGGGCUACGUGGCGCAGACGCUGCCGCCGGGACUCGCCCAGGUGUUGACGGACUGCGGCGAGUUCAGAGGAAAACACGAAAAUGGCGCCUACUCCUUUAAGGGCAUUCCCUUCGCCGCUCCGCCGGUCGGCGAGCGGCGCUGGGCUCCUCCGUCCGACCCGCCGUGUAAGCCGGGCGUGACGGACGCCACGCGCUUCCGCAGCGUUUGCUCUCAGGUGCAGCCGAUGUCGAGCGCGGGGAAGGUGAUCGGCCAGGAGGACUGCCUGUUCGUCAACGUGUGGACGCCCACGCUGCGGCCGGACGCCGCGCUGCCCGUCAUGGUCUGGAUCCACGGAGGAUCCCUGCAGAUGUUCAGCGGCGGCGAGCCCGGAUACUCGCCCACAGAGAAGCUGGCCGCCGACACUCAGCUGGUUUACGUCAGCUUCAACUACAGACUCAACGCUUUCGGCUUCCUGGCUCUGCAGGUGUUGAGAGAAGGUUCUCCAAGAAACACGUCAGGGAACUACGGCUUCCUGGACCAGAUCGCGGCGCUGAAGUGGGUCCAGAGGAACAUCCGUGGGUUUGGAGGAGAUCCUGGACGAGUCACGAUAUUUGGGCAGAGCUCAGGCGGGACUUCGGUGUGGACCUUGAUGAUGUCGCCGCUGGCCAAAGGUCUGUUUCACGCCGCCGUGGAUAUGAGCGGCUCGUACGUUCUGAACGCGACGCUGGAAAAAGCCGAAUCGGACAACCUGGUGUUCCUGAAGAAGACGGGCUGCACAGACCUGGCCUGCCUGCGACGUCUGACCAUGAGGCAGGUGCUGCAGGUAAGAUACCAUCAUCUGCAGGUGUCAGGCAGGAGUCACCAUCACGGUGCAGACCAGGUUCCUGGUCUUACAUUGAAGUAAUAUUUGUUUAUUUGUACAAUUUAAAUAAAAAUACAUUAGAAAAUGUUUAAAAUCAAUGUCUUUAUUUAUAAAAGGUAGUAUUUUUUUCUGGAGUUAAAGUUCAGAAUUACAUGCAGAUGCAGCAGCGCCUGCAGCUUCAUGCACUGGGCGCACCAUGAGGUUUUACUUUUAUUAUUACUUAAUCCUCUUUACUAUUAACAAAGCUGUAGAGAAAAAAUAUUUUUUGUGUCAAACAUCUUGUACGUAGCGCAUAUCUUUGUGUGAGUGCAUAAAUCUUAUUGGUCAGUUUACUUUUGUUUAUUUGGUGGCCUGCUGCUUUUUCUGUAGCUAAAAAUGAAUGAUCAGAGUUUGAUCCCUCCUGUAGUUCUAGGAACGGUCGUUUGGAUCCAGCCUGAGCUUUUUACCGUGUGCGGUUCUGGUGGGUCUCCAGUUUAUGAGCUUUCUUUGUGGUUUCACAAGCUAAAGAGUUCAAAGGAGCAUAACAGACUAUAUAAGGACAUGUUGUGUAGUUUAAAAAAUGUUAAAAAGCAAGACAGUAACCAUGU
Molecule: messenger RNA, 1716 nt
Organism: Poecilia latipinna (sailfin molly)
Lineage: Eukaryota; Metazoa; Chordata; Actinopteri; Cyprinodontiformes; Poeciliidae
Product: para-nitrobenzyl esterase
Exons: 5
Coding region: 98-1171 (357 amino acids)
Source: RefSeq, a predicted model, not a curated record